Molecule: messenger RNA, 945 nt
Organism: Episyrphus balteatus (marmalade hoverfly)
Lineage: Eukaryota; Metazoa; Arthropoda; Insecta; Diptera; Syrphidae
Exons: 1
Coding region: 1-945 (314 amino acids)
Cellular component (GO): chitin-based extracellular matrix
Molecular function (GO): structural constituent of chitin-based larval cuticle
Source: RefSeq, a predicted model, not a curated record
AUGAAAGUAUUUGUUGUAUUUUCUGCUCUGCUAGCAGUUGCGUCAGCCAGUUCCUUGUAUUUGGCUCGACUUGCACCAGCAAUUUCAAGUCAAUAUCAUUCUCAAGAUGGAAUUGGUCAAUACGCCUAUGGAUACAAUGACCAUCUAUCAACAAAGCAGGAAGUUAAAUCGUUGGAUGGAAGUACCAGAGGAGCCUAUAGUUACAUCGAUUCAAACAACGUUCUUCAAACUGUUAACUAUGUAGCUGACGCGGGUGGUUUCCGAGUUUCAGCAACUAAUUUGCCAAAACCUGUUGAAGUUCCAGCUCAAGAAUUACCACAGCAAAUUCCUGAUACAUUAGAAGUUGCUGCUGCAAAGUCGGCUCAUUUGGCUACUGUUGAAGAAGCCAAACAGCGAUUAGGUGUACAACAAAGAGUUUCAAUUUUCACUGGUGACUUACCACAACAAGUUCAAGAUACUCCCGAGGUUGCCAAGGCUAAGGCAGAACACUUUGCUGCGAUUCAAUCAGCUAAGAAUCAAAUUGGUUACCAGGUUCUUGCAGUUCCAGCUCCAAUUGGACUUCCUCAACAAGUCGUUGAUACCCCAGAAGUGGCCAAGGCUAAGGCAGAACAUUUUGCAGCCAUCGAAGCGGCCAAGAAUCAAAUCGGUUACCAGGUCCUAGCAGUUCCAGCUCCAGUUAAGGACACUCCCGAAGUUGCCAAAGCUAAAGCAGAACAUUUGCUAGCCAUCGAGCAGGCAAAGAUGCAGAAUUCUAUCCCAAAUAUCAGAUACACUGGAUACUCGUUGGUACAAAGUGCUCCAUUGAUUGCAUCACCAAUUCAAUUGUCUGCUUCAAGUUCAGUACCAUUGCCUUCCCAUGGAUUUUCAUACUCGUCAAGUAUUCUGAAUGAACCUUAUCCCGUUUCACACAAUGUAAAUGCGCCUUACUAUCGAAUUGUUUGGUAG